AUUCUCUACAAUCCACAUCAGAUUCCCCCUCCUCUACAACCCCAUCUUUCUUCCAUCCUCUAACUUUCUCUUCAUUGCUUUCCAAGCCAAGAAUCUCACAGAUUCCUCUCCCUCAUCACCACCCUUCAACUACUACUACUAUUAACCAACCUUCCUUCUUUCUUUCAUUCCAUGGAACUUGUUUCCUACCUCUCAUUCUCCAACCUCUUUCUUCUUUCUCUCCCUACCUCCUGUCCUUUUCCUUCCUCUUUCUUCACUUUUUCUUCUCUCAAAGUCUCUAUCUCAUAUAUGGCUCCUCCUUCAGAUAUCAAUCACUUUUCUCAUCCAUGUAUAUAUGGGGAUUAUAGUUCUUCACGCUCAGAGAGAAGGCCUAGUUUCAUGAAAUGGUUAAGUAGGCUUUUCAAAGGAGGGUCCAAUAGAGGAAGAGGUGGCCGUCGCCUGCAAGAACCGGACGAGGAAAACAUCGCUUGGCGCGCACCCCCUAGACCAUUUGAUGAUGGUUCUAGAGCUCAUAACAGGGAGAAUGAUGAUCUCGGCCAUGCGAUGUCACGAUCUUCAGCAGAAGAUUUAAAGCGACCAAAUGCACAUGAAGGAUAUAAUUGGGGGACAGACAAUGAUGAUUAUGGAAAAGCACUUCAAGCUGCAUACCCUCCAUAUAAUGCUGCUCCAUAUUACCCCAGAGAUUAUAGAAAAAUAUGUGGAGGGUGUAACCAGGAGAUACUCUAUGGAAAUUGUUUGGGAUGCUUGGAUACUUAUUUUCAUCCAGAUUGCUUCCGUUGUCACGCUUGUCAGUAUCCCAUUACCGAGCGCGAGUUUUCUUUGUCAGGGAAGCAUCCAUAUCACAAGUCCUGUUUUAAAGAGUUGACUCACCCAAAAUGUGAAGUUUGCUUCCAAUUUAUUCCUAUAAAUGCUGCUGGAUUGAUUGAGUAUAGGUGCCACCCCUUUUGGUCCCAAAAAUACUGUCCAUCUCAUGAAUAUGAUCAUACAUCUCGCUGCUGCAGUUGCGAAAGAUUGGAGCCUCGGAAUGUAAAAUACUAUAGGCUUGAAGAUGGAAGAAGUUUGUGCAUGGAGUGCAUGGAAUCUGCUAUAAUAGACACUGGUGAUUGCCAGCCUCUUUAUCAUUCUAUCAGAGAUUACUAUGAAGGGAUGAAUAUGAAAAUAGGUCAACAAAUUCCCAUGCUUCUUGUGGCCAGAGAAGCACUCAAUGAAGCUAUUGUUGGGGAGAAAAAUGCUGUUCAUCACAUGCCAGAAACAAGGGGCAUAUGCCUUUCAGAAGAGCAGACUAUCACCAGUAUACAUAGAAAGCCAAGACAUGGAGGCCAUCGACGAAUGACCAGAACUCAAAAUCAAAUGCUGGUUAGAAGAUGUGAAGUUACAGCAAUUCUUGUCCUAUAUGGUCUUCCAAGGCUACUCACAGGUGCCAUCCUUGCACAUGAGUUAAUGCAUGCAUGGUUAAGACUUAAAGGUUACCGCAACCUUAAUCCUGAAGUAGAGGAAGGUAUAUGUCAGGUUCUCUCAUACAUGUGGCUUGAGUCAGAAGUAAUGCCAUCAACAUCUGCAGCAGCAGCAUCAUCAUCUUAUCCUUCUUCAUCCUCCUCUUCCUCAAAGAAAGGAGCAAAGUCUCAUGUUGAAAACAAGUUGGGAGAGUUUUUCUUGAAUCAGAUUGCAAAUGAUUCUUCCCCUGCUUAUGGUGGUGGCUUUAGAGCUGCAAAUGAAGCUGUUAAUAAAUAUGGUUUACGUGCCAUUCUUGACCAUAUUCGUUACACUGGUCUUCUACCAGAGUAGUUAAAAGUCAAACUGAAAAGUGAGAACACAAGUUCAUCACUUAUUAUGGGUUGGAGAACUUUCUUUUUUAUUUUGAUUUAACAAGUGAUUGGUCUUGUAUGGUUUAAAACUCAAGACACAACCUUGUAGGCUUGUAUUCAACAAGUUUUACUUCCAUUGAGCAAAAGAGAAACAAAAAUGUU
Messenger RNA from Arachis stenosperma, 1967 nucleotides. RefSeq names its product protein DA1-related 2-like. Gene Ontology annotation, molecular function: ubiquitin binding. The coding region runs from base 172 to 1785 and encodes 537 amino acids. NCBI's taxonomy places the organism in Eukaryota, Viridiplantae, Streptophyta, Magnoliopsida, Fabales, Fabaceae. The record is from RefSeq and is a predicted model, not a curated record. The transcript is spliced from 12 exons.